Messenger RNA from Trifolium pratense (red clover), 448 nucleotides. Its product is annotated as auxin-induced protein 6B-like. Gene Ontology annotation, biological process: response to auxin. The transcript has a single exon. The record is from RefSeq and is a predicted model, not a curated record. Lineage: Eukaryota; Viridiplantae; Streptophyta; Magnoliopsida; Fabales; Fabaceae. The coding region runs from base 93 to 371 and encodes 92 amino acids.
UCAUUGGCAUCCUCAAGUGUUAGAUACAUCGUAAAGUUUUUGAAAACUUUGUUCUGCUGUGUCUUUUCUUCGCCUUUAAACAAUCACCAAAGAUGGGUUUCCGUUUAAAUGUUAUUCGACAGGCAUCAUUAACUGCCAACCAAACAACAUCAAAAUCUGCAGAAGCGAGAAAGGGCUAUGUUGCGGUGUAUGUUGGAGAGAAACAGAAGCGGUUUCUGAUCCCAAUAUCAUACUUGAACCAACCAUUGUUUCAAGAGUUGUUGAGUCAAGCUGAGGACGAGUUUGGAUAUGAUCAUCCCAUGGGUGGCCUCACCAUUCCUUGUCCUGAAGAUGUCUUUCAACACAUAACUUCUCACUUCAAAGGGCUAUGAAACUGACAUGAUAGAAUACUAACAUAGAUUAAUUAGUAGAGACAUUUUUUGUAUAACAGGAAUCUUUUUAUAGCUUG